Molecule: messenger RNA, 408 nt
Organism: Verticillium dahliae VdLs.17
Lineage: Eukaryota; Fungi; Ascomycota; Sordariomycetes; Glomerellales; Plectosphaerellaceae
Product: acyl carrier protein
Exons: 3
Coding region: 1-408 (135 amino acids)
Biological process (GO): fatty acid biosynthetic process
Cellular component (GO): mitochondrion
Molecular function (GO): acyl binding; acyl carrier activity
Source: RefSeq, a predicted model, not a curated record
AUGUUCCGCACCGCCAUCCUUCGCUCCGCCAGCGCUGCUGCGCGCGUCGCCCGCCCUGCCGCCAUGCGCGCCCCCGUCCUCCGCCAGACCGUCACCCCCCGCCUCGCCGUGGCGUGGAAGCCCAUGGGCAUCAGGAUGUACUCGGCCGGUGGUGCCCUGAGCAAGGAGGAGGUUGUAACGAGGAUCAGCACCCUGCUCGCCGGAUUCGACAAGGUCAACGACCCCAAGAACAUCAACGCGACGGCGCACUUCGCCAACGAUCUCGGCCUCGACAGCCUCGACACCGUUGAGGUUGUCAUGGCCAUCGAGGAGGAGUUCAGCAUUGAGAUCCCGGACAAGGACGCCGAUGGUAUCCACUCGGUCGAGAAGGCCGUCGAGUACAUCCUCAGCCAGCCCGAUGCCCAGUAA